AUGGGAAAUUAAUGCGCUUCUUAGUGUUAAUGCCAAUAAUAAUUAAAGGAAUAAGUAGCAACUGAAAUUAUAGUAUGACUCCUUUUAAUUUUAGAUUGCAAAAUCCGAUCCAAACAGUUUGAAAAGUAAAAAGUCAAGUUCUAAAUAAAGUAUUAAAUAAACUUAUGCUAAAACUUAAUAAAAAGAAGCUAAAAAGGAGACUGAAACAGAAGAACUCUAAAAUAAAGUAUAAAAACAAAAUAAGGCAGCAAUCAAGAUUCAAAAAAAUUGGAGAGGUUAUUUAGUUAGAAAGAAGAAAACAUUAAAAAAUUCUGUAAAAAGAGAUACUAAGAAAAAUUAUUUAGGAGAAUAACUUGAACCAAUUACACUCCCAAAAAAUUCUUCAACUGUUGAAUUGGAAUCGCGUCCUGCUUACAAAUUUAAAAGUGGAGCAGUAUAUGAAGGUUAAUGGAGAGGUACAUAGAGAGAAGGUAUAGGAACAUAAACUUGGGCUGAUGGUGCAAAAUAUGUUGGAGAAUGGAAGUUAAGCCAUGCAAAUGGUAAAGGAAAGUUUUAUCAUAUUGAUGGAGACACUUUUGAUGGUUAUUGGGAAAAUGAUAAGGCUAAUGGAUAUGGUGUUUAUACACAUGCAAAUGGGUCUAAGUAUGAAGGAGAAUGGAAAAAUGAUUUAUAACAUGGUCAUGGCGUAGAAACUUGGUUUGAUGGUUCAUAGUAUACUGGAGUGUAUUUUGAAGGUAAGAAGUAAGGAAAAGGAAAAUAUGAAUGGCCAGAUGGAUCAUUUUAUGAAGGGGAUUGGCAUGAUAAUAAAAUUACAGGAUUCGGUACUUAUUUUUGGGCUGAUGGAAGGGGAUAUACUGGUUAAUGGUUGAAUAAUUGUAUGCAUGGGAAAGGAAUCUAUACUUGGAAGGAUGGUAGAAAAUAUGAAGGGGAAUAUAAAUAAGAUCGUAAGGAGGGUUAUGGUACAUAUACAUGGGCAGAUGGAAAGAAAUAUGAAGGAUAAUGGCAAGAUGGAAAAUAACAUGGCAAGGGUAAAUACAUAUUCCCUGAUGGAAUAAUAAAGGAAGGAAUUUGGAAGGAUGGAAAAAAGGUCAAAGCUUUAGAUAAUACUAGUGCUCUAUGA
This is a messenger RNA of Paramecium pentaurelia, 1120 nucleotides long. The record is from the annotation of a GenBank genome assembly. NCBI's taxonomy places the organism in Eukaryota, Ciliophora, Oligohymenophorea, Peniculida, Parameciidae.